Molecule: messenger RNA, 2639 nt
Organism: Salvia splendens (bonfire salvia)
Lineage: Eukaryota; Viridiplantae; Streptophyta; Magnoliopsida; Lamiales; Lamiaceae
Product: DHBP synthase RibB-like alpha/beta domain-containing protein
Exons: 9
Coding region: 1450-2358 (302 amino acids)
Molecular function (GO): double-stranded RNA binding
Source: RefSeq, a predicted model, not a curated record
UUCGUGUAUUGGAUUAGCUAUAUGUGUGGAGUGUCUCUUGAGGAUUUCUUAGUUUUGCUUUAUUUGGUUUUCAUUUUUUUGCCAAUAUGUUGUUUGGUGGUAUUUUUUGGUGUAUCAUAUCUUGCUUUUAUCUGUGAAGUAGAUGGUGAAGAACAUGAUGUAUUAAGUACUAUGUAGUAUGGCAAUUUGAAAUUUAAAAGAAAAAUUAGGGAAGAAGUAAGAGGAUUGGGGCAUGGAGAUGGAAGUAUAGAAGAAAUUUCAAACCUACCAUCACUACUCAAGGCUAAGCAGUUCACUAUUACAAAGCACAUUAGACAAAAAUAGUUGUUUGAAUAUAAUGAAUUAACUUGAGGUUCACCGGAGACGAAAACGAGCAUACUGCCACCGGGGCAAUAUAAGGGUUCGUUCAGUAGACGGAAUUGAACUUUGAAGGAAUUGGAUUAUUACCCAAUUCCAAAUAUUUUGUUCAGUUAAUAUGACAUACUUUCAUAGUAACAUAUGUUCGUAAACCAACACAACAAAUACGGAGUACAAUAAAAAAAUUCCCUUACUUAUUCCGAUGUUUGAUCGAAUCUUAUAUAUGUGAAUAUGCUAUUCCUUAUAUCCACAUGUAUGGCGAUUAAAAAAAACAAAACACAGCCCACAUUUCAAUUAGGAAAAACCGGAAAUUAUUGAUUGAAUAUACAUAGUAUUACAUUUUAUUUAAUAAAAAAUAUUAAUUUUCUUUUAUUUUUCUAUAAUAGAAAAAUAAACCUUAUGAUAUAAACUUAUAUUUUCUUGUCUAUAAAAUCAUGAUCUAAUUCAGAUGACUUUCAAUCUUUUAGUUGAACUAUCAUUUAAUAUUAUUCGAAACUCAAUAUUAACAUUAAAUGUAAUUUCCAAGCUAAUACUAUUAUCGACAAUAAACCAAUCAAAGUGUUCACCAUUACUAUAUGCAUUGACAACGAACUUGAUAUAUGAAUAAUAUUUACGUGAAUUUGGUAAACAAGUUUAUUAUAAUAUCCACAAGCUCAUUUAAUCUAAAAAAUAAAGCUUGAUUAUUGAAUUGAAAUGCCUUUUAUUGUACAAUAGUAUAUAUUUAAAUUGAUUUUAGUAAGAUGCUGAAGAAUCUAGCAUAUAUUCUUGUAAUUUUAUUCUCAUGUGUGGUAAGAUGCUGAAGAAUCUAGCAUAUAUUCGAUCACUCUAGAUAUAGUUACACAGACUUCUUUUUAUUUAUUUUAAUUAAAAGUUACAUGUAAAAAUACAAUAAAUCAGUUUGGAUAUUACAUAAUUUUUAAAUUAAUUAUACCAUUUAAAAAUAUGUCGAUGCAUUCAAAGUAAAAUCUGUAUAUUAACGUGAGGCGUAUUCUUCAUUUAUAAGGGAAUUUGUUUAAUCCCCAAAAACAAUUUCAUAAAAUAAAAUAUCUCGAUUUUGCAUUUAAGCUAUCCUCUCCGGCCAAGCUGGAGAAAAUGGCGGUUGAAAUCAGACGACUCGGUGGAGCCGCCGCAGCACCGCUACCGUUCCGGCGGUAUUCCACACCGACCCCGUGCCGUGUAUCAUCUCCGUCAACUUCAACCAUUUCUCGUCGUCUCGUAGCGCUCGGAGCUGUUAAGAAGAGCCCUAAACGCCUCAAAUACUCCACGCCUCGCUUCACUAAGGAGGGUGGAUUGUUGUACGUCGAAGUUGAUCCGUUCGGAUCGGACUCGUGGAAAUUGGACUCGAUCGUUGAGCUACUGAAGGAAGGAGCUGUUGGAGUUAUCCCUACCGAUACUGUGUAUGCAAUAGCUUGUGAUUUGAGAAACAACUCAGCCAUCGAACGUCUGCGUAGAAUCAAGGAUAUAGAACCUUCAAAGCCUCUUAGUCUGCUAUGCCGCUCAUUCAAAGACAUUGACACAUAUACUACUGGAUUUCCUCGUGGCAAUGGCCAAGGUCUUGCAAACAUCUUUCGAGCUGUCAAGCAAUGCCUGCCUGGUCCAUAUACUUUCAUUUUGACUGCUAGUAAAGCACUGCCAAAACAAUGUAUACGAUAUGGGACUACAUCUUCCAAGUAUGCAUCAAGAACAAAUGUAGGUGUUCGUGUUCCAGAUGAUGCUGUGUGCAAGGCGAUACUGGAGAAAAUGGAUGCACCUUUAAUAUCUACUAGUGUGAGAUCACCACGAGAGGAUGAAUGGAUAUUAGAUCCAGUCAUAAUAGCUGAUGUGUAUGGACCAGAGGGACUUGAUUUUGUUGUUGCUGCUGGGACUAGACUAGCUGAGCCGUCUACUGUUGUGGACAUGACUGGGAGUUCACCUCAAAUUAUACGGCAAGGAAAGGGCCCGAAACAGCCAUGGAUGGUUGCAGAAGAAGAAGAAGAUCCUUCAGGUAAAAACGCAGCAUAAAAAGUGGAGUAAUUACUCAAUUACUACUAAGGAGCUUUGUACAGUGUAAAACUUGCUUGGUUAGUCACUUCUCCUAAUUGCUUCAGUUUUCCUUUUGAUGAUUCAAAUUUAGUCCUACAGUUUGGUUAUCAAAAUCAAAGUCAUUUUAUAUUGAUCAAUUUCAAAUGUUGUUGAAGUAAUAUUUUUUGUACAAAUUAGACACUAGUAUGACUGUAUGAGUAUUUUUCGUAUCCAUACAGUUUGAAUUCAAACAAAAAGCGUUACACGCCAUAUUCCACAGA